UUAUAGGAUAGUCAUGCAACACGACAAGGAUUCCAAGGCAACAUUUUACACUUGUAGUUGUUUUAGCACUGACAAUAUUUUCCUCGAGGAGUUCAAACUUCAUGUCAGAUUUCUAUCAGAGCACCAGUUUAGAACGGAUUAUCAAGCGGUGGGGAUCUGGCCUAGCUAGGCAGUAGAUCUACAAACGAUUGUCACGUUACAGAUCUUGUUAGAUAAGUGUAAAGUUAGUAACCUUACUUCUGUUUACAUUCCAGGUGUUAAGAAAUCUUGGCUGCUCCACUGACACAGAAUUCGAGGACAUCCUGAAAAAGGCAAGUAGGCCCAUGCAUUUUGAGUAUUUUAUGAAAAUUGGACUGAAUGAUCAAUCUAUUGUAAUGUAUGGGUUGAAUGUUUCCUAUCUAGAUUGCCAAAGAAGUUGAAAGGCGCAGGAGCCUUGGUGUGAAGUCAGCUGAGAGAGCUGCUGCCAUUAAGGAGAUUUAUAAACCUCUCCAUGACCAUGUCUACCAUCUCCAGGUAGGAAUCAUACAAUACUGCAGUCUUCAAAUCCAUAAACGGAUACUAAUAAUUAACCCUUUGAUCUGUGGUAUUACUGUACAGUGUAAUUGACUUAGAUUGUCUAUCUCUUUAGGAGUCCUAUAUGGCCCCAGAGUUUAAACAGAUGGUGGAUUAUUGUCGAAGUGAUGAGGCCAGUAAAGAGGGACUGUUGAGUUUAAUGCAGACAGAAGCAGGUGAAUUUUCCUUAGAGUUUAUAGUUGACAUAGGUGGUGCCUGUCAUGACUGUUCAACUUCAUAGACAUUUUUAUUCCAUGGUCCACAUUAGGGCUAACUCAUUAUCUUUCAUUUUCUGAAGCCGCAAGGGUCUUCCGCUUUCCUGUGUUCAAGAAAGUAUUCUGUGAGGAGCUGAUAGAAGAGAUGGAACACUUUGAACAAUCUACAUCACCCAAGGGCAGACCGAACACCAUGAAUAACUAUGGGGUACACGUCCUCUUAUAUAUGAGAGAAAUCUGUAGAAUAUUAGAUUUGGAGACUUCAGGCAAAAUGCUCAAUGUAUCAAGUGUUACCUGUGGUAACUCAUGUUACUUUUGUUGGUGAUGUUCUUUUGUCCACACAGAUCCUCCUGAACGAGUUAGGGUUUGACGAAGGCUUCAUCAUCCCGCUCCGUGAGCAGUAUCUGCAGCCUCUCACAUCUCUGCUAUACCAUGACUGUGGAGGACGCUGCCUGGACAGCCACAAGGCCUUCAUGGUGAAAUAUGACAUGCAUGAAGACCUGGACCUCAGCUACCACUACGACAAUGCAGAGGUCACUCUCAACGUGUCUCUGGGGAAAGAGUUCAAGGAGGGGAAUCUCUACUUUGGUGACAUGAGACAGGUGCCUCAUUAGAGCAAGAUGGGGAAGUGUAAUAAUAUAAUAUGCCAUUUAGCAGACACUUUUAUCCAAAGCGACUUACAGUUAUGUGUGCAUACAUUUUUACGUAUGGGUGGUCCCGGGGAUCGAAACCAUUACCCUGGCGUUACAAGCGCCAUGCUCUACCAAUUGAGCUACAGAGGACCACACACAAUAGUGUUAUGUAGAAUGAAAUAACAAAUGGAGCUGUGCUCUUGGUUUAGAUUCAUACUAUCUCUCAUUAAUUCCACACACACUGUGGUUUAAAAACCAUGCCAGUGUACACACAGGUUACACACUGUUAUAUUUUAGGUUGUGAAAUCGCACACAGAUUUAUUAGUUGCAUGAACUAAAGUCACCACAGCCCUUUAGUAAACAGUUGCAUUGUUAGUUUAGUGUGGCUCAGUGGCUGAUAGGGUUUUUGCUGCCCCUGCAGGUGCCUCUGAGUGAGACAGCAUGUGUGGAGGUAGAGCACAGAGUGACAGAGGGUCUCCUCCACAGAGGACAACACAUGCACGGUGCCCUGCCCAUCUCCUCUGGCCAGCGCUGGAACCUCAUUGUCUGGAUGAGGGCCUCACAGGAGAGGAACAAACUGUGCCCCAUGUGCAACAAGAGACCCACCCUGGUCGAAGGAGAGGGUUUCGCAGACGGCUUCACAAGUGACACAGGGAUAUCUCUUCUACAGAAUGUAUCAUGUGACCUGCAUUGACUUAAUGCUGCUGGUCCAUGUAUAUUUGUGUAUGUUAGUGUAACUAUUGUCUGGAUGUUUGCUUAUCGUAGAGAUUAUCGCAUGUGCCAUAGAAGAGUUGUGGAGAGGAAACGUGAUAGACAUUAGGAACAUAGGGAGGCUCAUCAUUACUUCUACAAAACACCUCACUACCAACUUCAUUAUGCAGUGUCACAGGUGCACCUUGUUCUGGGCAACUCUAAAAUGUGCAGUUUU
Molecule: messenger RNA, 2327 nt
Organism: Coregonus sp. 'balchen'
Lineage: Eukaryota; Metazoa; Chordata; Actinopteri; Salmoniformes; Salmonidae
Source: the annotation of a GenBank genome assembly